Trichechus manatus latirostris (Florida manatee) is the source of this 3336-nucleotide messenger RNA. It is a transcript of the gene GBE1, whose product is annotated as 1,4-alpha-glucan branching enzyme 1. The transcript has 16 exons. The coding region runs from base 1 to 2058 and encodes 685 amino acids. Gene Ontology annotation, cellular component: cytoplasm. Gene Ontology annotation, biological process: glycogen biosynthetic process. Gene Ontology annotation, molecular function: 1,4-alpha-glucan branching enzyme activity; cation binding; hydrolase activity, hydrolyzing O-glycosyl compounds. Lineage: Eukaryota; Metazoa; Chordata; Mammalia; Sirenia; Trichechidae. The record is from RefSeq and is a predicted model, not a curated record.
AUGGCUGCUGCCCCGGAGGACGUGCCCGAGCUGGCCCGGCUCCUGGAGAUCGACCCGUACCUGAAACCCUUCGCUCCGGACUUGCAGCGCAGGUAUAGGCAGUUUAACAAGACUUUGAACGACAUUGGAGAAAAUGAAGGUGGUAUUGAUAAGUUUUCCAAAGGCUAUGAAUCAUUUGGCGUCCACAGAUGUGCUGAUGGUGGUUUAUACUGCAAAGAAUGGGCCCCUGGAGCAGAAGGAGUUUUUCUUACUGGAGACUUCAAUGGUUGGAAUCCAUUUUCAUACCCAUAUAAAAAACGGGAUUUUGGAAAAUGGGAGCUGUACAUCCCACCAAAGCAGAAUAAAUCUACAGUGGUGCCUCAUGGAUCCAAAUUAAAGGUAGUUAUUACUAGUAAAAGUGGAGAGAUCUUGUAUCGUAUUUCACCGUGGGCGAAGUAUGUGACUCGUGAAGGUUGUAAUGUGAAUUAUGAUUGGAUACACUGGGAUCCGGAACAUCCAUAUAAAUUUAAGCAUUCCAGACCAAAGAAGCCAAGAAGUCUAAGAAUUUAUGAAUCUCACGUGGGAAUUUCUUCCCAUGAAGGAAAAGUAGCUUCUUAUAAACAUUUUACAUGCAAUGUACUACCAAGAAUUAAAGACCUUGGAUACAACUGCAUUCAGCUGAUGGCAAUCAUGGAACAUGCUUACUAUGCAAGUUUUGGUUACCAGAUCACAAGCUUCUUUGCAGCUUCAAGUCGUUAUGGAACACCUGAAGAGCUAAAAGAACUGGUUGACACAGCUCAUUCGAUGGGCAUUACCGUCCUCUUAGAUGUGGUACACAGCCAUGCUUCAAAAAAUUCAGAGGAUGGACUGAAUAUGUUUGAUGGGACAGAUUCCUGCUAUUUUCAUUCUGGACCUAGAGGGAAUCAUGAUCUUUGGGGCAGUAGAUUGUUUGCCUACUCCAGCUGGGAAGUUUUAAGAUUUCUUCUGUCAAACAUAAGAUGGUGGUUGGAAGAAUAUGCCUUUGAUGGAUUUCGCUUUGAUGGCGUUACCUCCAUGCUCUAUCAUCACCAUGGAGUGGGUCAAGUAUUUUCAGGUGAUUACCAUGCAUAUUUUGGACUACAAGUAGAUGAAGAUGCCUUGAUUUAUCUCAUGUUGGCAAAUCAUUUGGCUCACACGUUGUAUCCAGAUUCCAUAACAAUAGCUGAGGAUGUGUCAGGAAUGCCAGCUCUGUGUUCUCCAGUUUCCCAGGGAGGGGGUGGUUUUGACUAUCGCCUAGCCAUGGCAGUUCCAGAUAAAUGGAUCCAGCUACUUAAAGAAUUUAAAGAUGAAGACUGGAACAUGGGCAAUAUAGUGUACACCCUCACAAACAGACGCCACCUUGAAAAAUACAUUGCUUAUGCAGAGAGCCAUGAUCAGGCACUUGUUGGUGAUAAGACGCUGGCAUUCUGGUUGAUGGAUGCAGAAAUGUAUACAAACAUGAGUGUGCUGGCCCCUUUUACUCCAGUCAUUGAUCGUGGAAUACAGCUUCAUAAAAUGAUUCGACUCAUUACUCAUGCGCUCGGAGGUGAAGGUUAUCUCAACUUCAUGGGUAAUGAAUUUGGACAUCCAGAAUGGUUAGACUUCCCAAGGAAGGGAAACAAUGAGAGUUACCAUUAUGCCAGAAGGCAGUUUCAUUUAGCUGAUGAUGACCUUCUCCGGUAUAAGUUCCUAAAUAACUUUGACAGGGAUAUGAAUAAAUUGGAGGAAAGACGUGGUUGGCUUUCAGCUCCACAGGGCUUGGUGAGUGAAAAGCAUGAAAGCAAUAAGAUUAUCGCUUUUGAGAGAGCAGAUCUUCUUUUUAUUUUCAACUUCCAUCCAAGCAAGAGCUACACUGAUUACCGAGUUGGAACAACAUUGCCAGGAAAAUUCAAAAUUGUGCUAGAUUCAGAUGCAGCCGAAUAUGGAGGACACCAGAGACUGGACCACAAUACCGAAUUCUUUUCUGAGACUUUUGAACAUAAUGGGCGUCCCUAUUCCCUUUUGGUGUACAUUCCAAACCGCGUGGCCCUCAUCCUUCAGAAUGUGGAUCUGCCAAACUGAAGAGUCCUGACUUCAGCUCCACCGAAUGCAGAUGUGCGUUUUGUGUUCCAGUUCUCUUUGUCGAAGAAUUUAUAAUGUGAGAGCUUUUCAAAAUAAUGCUUGUCUUGCCAAAACAUCAGAUGUCUGAAAUUCAAUAUUUGUAUAUGCAAAUGAGUAUCAAACUUUUCUUCAAGAAAUAGGGAGGUAUUUUUUAGAUUUUAGGAAUCCUCAGCUCUAUGUUUUCAAGCUGUCUGCACAACUAGUAUUUCAAAUGUAGUGUUAUAUAUAAUGUUGAAAGCAUUUUACUUUCCUGCCCAUGUAUUUGAUUCUUAAGUUCAAAUUUGAAUCAUUUGUCAUGUGUACUUAUUUCUGUUUAAUGUAUACAGUGUGUUUUUAAAGAUGAUGCUUGGUGGCCUUAUUUGUUCUAAUAGCUCUUGGUCUAAAUUACCAAGAUUUUUGCCCUGAAUUACCAAGAUUAUUGCCCUAUUUUAUAAAAGUGUGUUUAGAAACACUGUAAUAAAUAUGUAAGAAUAACUUAAAAUUAAGAAUUAUAUCAAUGAAAAUAUCAAAGUCAUUAUCUAUGAACUCAUCCAUGCUUGAUUUUAGGUAAGUUUUAUUUUGUGAUCGCUUGUUCCCUUAGUAUCUUGAUAAGUGCUGAUAUCUCAGUUUUUCUGAAGGCCUGAAACAGUAAACGUAACAUUUGAAAAAAUAUGUCUUUUACUUUCAAUCAAUAAAAAAAAUGCAAAAUUGCCUUUGCUGAUGUUUAUUCUCUUGUAAUAUUUUGGGGAUUGAUUUGGAAUGAGUAUUGAAAUGUCAUAUCUCAACUAUAAUACCUUUCCCAUGUAUAUGUACAUAGGCCUGAUGGACUGACUUAAUGGAAUUAAUAAUCUAUUUUUUUCUUUAGAUACUAGGUUUUUGUGUCUUGAAAUUACACUUACCAACUCUUACAGCUAAGCUAAAUUCCAGCAGUAAACAUGAGCACAAUUAGAAGCUGAAUUAACUCAACUCAGUGAGAUACUCAACUGCCCCAUGAUUUAUUAAAUAAUCCACAGGUCUAAAAUCAUUAAUAUGAUUCCUAAUGUAAUUCAUUCACAACUGAGAAAUUAUGAUGCACUAUAAGACAUAAAGCAUCUGUCACUUUUUUUUAAGAUCUCAUUUUUCCUUUAUAUUAAUACUGGCUGCUUGCUUUUCUGUUUUUAGCCUGAUCAUUUAUGAUUAAUAAGGAGUACUUGGAAGUUUUUCUAUUAAAAAUUCAUUCAGUACGGAAGAGAGACUUGCUUUUAUAGCUAAGCCUAUAUA